Messenger RNA from Nannochloropsis gaditana CCMP526, 1246 nucleotides. It is a transcript of the gene OTU1, whose product is annotated as ubiquitin thioesterase OTU1. The annotation marks the transcript as partial. Gene Ontology annotation, molecular function: protein binding; cysteine-type deubiquitinase activity. Gene Ontology annotation, cellular component: cytosol; nucleus. The record is from RefSeq and is a predicted model, not a curated record. Gene Ontology annotation, biological process: endoplasmic reticulum unfolded protein response; protein deubiquitination. The transcript has a single exon.
ACAGCAUGCCAUUGACAUUGAAAGUCAAUGGCCCGGGUGGAAAAAGUGCUAUUUUAAAGGGCUUGAAGGAUUCGGCAACGCUGCAGCAGCUUCAAAUAAAAAUCGAGGAGCUCUUGGGGGUCCCAAUGGCUCAGCAGAAGCUCCGGGCGGGAUUCCCCCCCAAAGACAUGACAUUGCAGGAUUUAACAGCUGAAUUGACUUCUUUAGGGAUUCAGACCGGGAGCGCAAUAACAGUCGUCAAAGAAGACACACAGGUUACUUCGGGUGAUAAGGCUCCCAUUCCUGUCACGUUGCCUGGGGCCCAGCAAAUAAUCGACAUGGGGUUUUCUGUUGCCGUAGCAUUGAAAGCUCUAGAGGUAUCCCAUGGGGAAGUUGAAAAUGCUCUGGAUCUAUGCGUGAACGGUAUUAUCACAGAUGAGUCCCUGGAACAUGUUCCGACAGCGCCCCCCGUUCCGGUCACUUCGCACGGUGGGAUGACCACGGCGAACAGAGUAAUGGUUAGGCGUGUAAUAGAUGCAGACAAUAGUUGUCUAUUUAAUGCCGUGGGUUACUGCAUGGAGAAGAAUCGGAGAAUAGGUCCUAAGCUGCGGAAAAUCAUUGCAGAUUGCGUGCGCAACUCGCCCGAUGUGUACACAGAGGCAGUGCUCGGAAAAGCACCCAAACAGUACUCAGAUUGGAUUCAAGACCCUGCUCAAUGGGGCGGCGAAAUAGAGUUGUUCAUCCUCUCGCAAUAUUAUGGCUGCGAAGUUGUAGCAAUUGAGAUUAAAAGUGCACACGCUUAUGUGUAUGGGGAGGGGAAAAACUAUUCACGCCGCAUAUAUUUGCUGUAUGAUGGGGUGCACUACGAUGCUUUGGCCAUGGCGGCGGGAUCUCCCACUGCGCCCGAGUCAUUGGACAUGACUCAGUUUCCUGCAGGGGACGAAAGCAGCAAGCAGGCAGCUCUGGCGGUGGCCGCCGAGUUAAAAGAGGGUCGACAAUUUGUUGAUCUGCUUGGCUGCACCUUGCGGUGUAUGGUGUGCAAUAAGGGCCUAUCAGGGCAGGAGGAAGCACUGCUCCAUGCUCGUGAAACGAAUCAUCAGAAUUUUGGUGAAUACAAGUCGUCAUGAACAUGGACACGUGAUUUGCACUUGUCAUACCACAAAAUAUGAAUGCUGUACAGGAGAGAGCAUCUUUCCAGCAAAAUACCAUGUUUGCAAGUCAUAGAAAAUUAAGAGCAAUAAAUUUAAGUAUGUGAUUGAUAUAUGAA